Messenger RNA from Mizuhopecten yessoensis (Yesso scallop), 4086 nucleotides. RefSeq lists its product as uncharacterized. The record is from RefSeq and is a predicted model, not a curated record. Lineage: Eukaryota; Metazoa; Mollusca; Bivalvia; Pectinida; Pectinidae. The transcript has 2 exons. Bases 108 to 2120 code for a protein of 670 amino acids.
UCCAAUCCGUAGACAUACAGAUCUUGAGUUUGAUCAUAAAAAACCCACAAAUCCAACGAUAUGUUCAAAGAUCCGGCUAGAAUUUGAGAGAGCGUAUCGACCAAGACAUGGACGGGUCUGGGAUGGAGACGGGCAAACUAGAUGAUACUGAAAACGAAAGAAGGUCCGUUCUGCUAUCAAGGUUACUGGAAAGGGAGUUUUUACUGACACAAGAGGCAGUGGACAUCAAGCGGAGAACUCUACUGAUGUCCGAAUGGCUGUCAAAUGAUGAAGACCGUAAUAUGCAUGAAUUUAAAGCCGGAAGUCGUUCGGAGGGAGUUGAUAUGGUAGAUUCAGAUAAUGAUAUACUAUUUACAGACCGUCUUGUAACAGUAUUAUACCCUGACCAGUAUGUUCCUCAAAACAGCUCACCCAGGACCAUUCUGUUUAUGAAAGAGGCCCAUGACUGUCGACCUGGCUUUGUGUCUUUAAAGAUAGGUCAGUUAGGAAAGAGAGGUCGCCCAGCACUAUUAGACGCUAUCAUACAAAAGGGCGAUACGUAUUUCGUUUCAAGUGAUAUCUACAGAGAACAAUGCAGCAAUUUAUUAACAAAAAAAGGCAUAAAAUCCUUUCCAAAUGGUCCAAGCAACACAGUUAACAUGCUUACAGGUACUGACUCUGUCAUUUGCUUUCCAUGUAACAGUUGGCCAAAGGUGGCUAAUGAGUGGCUAACACGUACGCGACUGUAUGGCUGGCCAAGUGAAAAAUUGAUCAACAGCAUUGGACAAAGUGGCUGUCACAUUGUCCCAGUAGGUGACAAAUGCUCAUCACAUGACACACUUUUACAAUGGAGGGUAUCUUUUGUAGCAGCAGAGCGUCGUUUAGUCCACUCCCUUAGUCACAUCCAAUUCAAAGUUUAUGUUCUGUUGAAAUACUUCCUAAAACAGAUUAAAGGAACAUUAAAAGACACCGUUGGGGAUGACGAUAUAUUGUGCUCAUAUUUCAUGAAAAUACUCAUAUUUGUUGCGGUUGAAAAUACCAGUCAAAGAUUCUGGCAGGAAAGAAACUUCUUCCUCUGUUUCUGGUUUUGCUUCAACAUAUUGAUCGAUUGGGUAUUGGAAGGUUACUGUCCAAAUUAUUUCAUUCCUGCCCACAACAUGUUCCAGAGGAAAGUUCACGGACAACACCAACGAAAGUUACUUGAGAUUUUAAACAACUGUCACAGGAUGAAAUGGAUGUGUUUUCCUCAUCUUUUGAAAAGUCUCUCUAAUCCAAGGACCCAAGCCGAACUUCAGCACCCUCGUGAUUCACAAGACAUUGACUGUGGUGUAGAUAUAACAGUCAUAAACGCGUUACGCAGAGCUGGUCCCAUUAACCGAAAUGUCUUGAAAACGAUGGCAAAGACUCUUCAUUUGCUGUCAAAGUCACAGACAGAAAGUGAGGAGAUAAUCACGUAUACAUAUGCGAUGAACACACUUUCUGAAAUAGCACGGAUUCGUGCUGAUCAGGGAAGCAUGGUAGAUGGUCAAGGCAACAAGUCGAGGUACAAAACUCUGAGAAAAUGUAAACACUGGUUGAUUCCAACGGCAUCGUUUGGCACAAACGUGUUGUAUCUAGCCACUUUCCACUUCCUGAUGGGAGACUACAAAAAGUCACUGGAGAUAUGCAUACAAGUGAUGCCUCUUGCAUCUAAUUUCAAGCAAAAUGUUUUGCACAAAUCAUCAGAAGAAAAAGCAAGAUACAUGCUCAAAUACACCGGACAAGGACAGACCUUACUAUAUAGAUGUAGGAAAGAAUUUAAAAACGUCUUAAUAUUUUUCAAGGAGGAACCUUGGAUGUGUCUUCCUCAUCUUCAUACAGAACUAUCGAAGUGCAACUAUAUCAUAACUAUCUGUCCAUUACCGUACGCUGUGUUCCUGUUGUUCAUGUGCUUUCACGAGCUUGGUGACACCCGAGGGCGUGAUGCUGCACUACGUCAACUGAGAGUGGUCAAGUAUGACCAUGAGCAGGGUGGACAUCAGAGCUGCUGGGUGCAUUACCUACUACAUAUCUGCUUCAAAACUUUAGGGGACAACCACAGGGCUGAUAGAGCCUAUCGGGAAGCAGAACUUGCAUCUGCUAGCAGGCGAUGGAGAAAAUAGCUAUGGUGUACUUUAGUGUGUUUCUUAUAUGGAGAGGAGAACAAAGGUGUAUCUAGUCUUUUAUUUACCUACAAGCCAUGAGCCAAAAACUUACGUUUUCUUUCCAAUCUGGCUCGUUGUUUUCUUGAAGGUUCAGUAAAUUUACAUAGAAUGAGUGGCCACUUUUCAGAACGUGUUAGAAAAUGGCUCUCUGUUUGGGAAAUGUAAAUAGAAGUCUGUAUUAUUAUGUCCUUUAUAGAAAGGAUAACGUUGGCGAAGCUAUGUACGAGUUCCAUAUGGAGAGGAUAAUGUGUUUCUUUUUAUUGUGCUGUACAGAGAAAUAAUACAUGAUGGAAUAUACCUUACAUUUGCUGACGUAAAUAUUCAAUACACGUUCUUUUUAAAGCUGAAAGAAUCCAUGCAAAUAAUCGUUGUAAAAAAACACACUACAAAUUCACGGGAAUCAUGCUAAAAUGCGAACAACCAACUACUCUCUUCAUUUGCGUUUAUUGAACCAGCAAUCAAUAUUAAAUACUCUGUUGAGAGGUUUUAGUUUUCUUGUUCAAUGACCACGUGCAGUGUUCAAUACGGCAGUGUUUCUUUUAAACAUUAACUUAAAUAGUGUGUUCAGUAAAUGAAAACUCUUUGUCCAGAUCAGAGAGUAUUGUUUCUUGUGUUGUAUUGUUUUUACUAAUCGUGCUGAAUUGCUAAUAUGUUCAUAUAUCGUAGAGACGCGAUAUUUUGGCAGAGUCCAUGACGCCAUUUUAUGUUGAUGUUUCCUCAAUUCCUGAUUUUGUUUCUUUUAUCGACUCUGUAGCCGUUACAUUUGAUCAUAACGUAUAUAUUUUAAGUAAAGUAAUUCCAUUGAAAUAACUUUUAAACCUUUUAUAUUUCACACGCUGAUGUCAGAUUUAUAUACAUGCAUCAGUUGUUAGAGACUGUUCAUUGAUACUUUUACCGUCACGCAUGCAGGACGGUACAAUGAUCAGAAACUGAAAAGUAUGUUAUAUAAAUAAGAUACCUUGUCGUUCAACCGGAAGCUGUAUAUAGAAUAGGCCCCAGUUUCACGAGUUCGUAAAUUUUGUUUCUUAAGAUUUUCCACAGGAAAAAAUUAUUGAAAUCAAUACAUUUUCUUUCAUUAAAAAUAGUUAUAACAUGAAGUUAAGAAAACUGGGGUCACAUCAGAUACCAACUGCAGAGAUACGAGAACAAAUCACAGUAUAGAUGUUUGUUCUAUUUUGUAACGUGAGAGUACCCAGAUAGAAACAUUCUAAAGAAAGCUAUCCUCAUUUCCGAUUUAGAAGUCGGAACAUCAAUUUUAUUAUUCAUAUAAACAGCACAUGUGUCUGUUGAUUGAUGUCAGGUUCACCUACUCCAACAAUGUUAGAGGUUUCCACGGCGAGAUACUCUCAGUCGUCAAAAUCAUAUCCGAUAGAAAAAAAGGCCGACCAGCGGCCUCUUAUGUUAUAGGAGUAGCGGGAUACCCAAAACGGAACACCAUAUCCUAUUCUUAUUUCGUCCUUCUAGGACUCAUCGGAUAUACUAAAGGGCAAAAAGUUGGAAUUCCCAAUAGGUCUCACCUACUGUUAAGACAUAAGGGGAGGUGCAUAAAAUCCCUUAACUUAUGAAUUUCAAACACUUGAGUACUGGUUAUUUUCAAAUAAUUUGAUAAAGUGUAUACAAAGGUAAAAUAUCAAUUUACUUAAAACUUGAAUACAAUUUUGGAUUUUAAAAAUAUCUUGCUAUUGUAAGAAAUUCCACUUGAAAGUGUUGUCAUAAGCUAUGUAUUGAAGUUGGAAGAUACCAGAGCCGGGAUGAUAGGCAUAGUAUCGUCAGAUAUUUAAUUAUUAAUAAGAUAUUGGAGAAACCAUAGAAUGUCAUAAACAAUUAAAAACUGUUACAAUGAUAUUUUCAUUUGGGAAUUUUUACAAGAAAAAUUGCCAUAACAUAUCAUUGUUCAACCAAAUCAUUGAAUAAAUCAUCUUGA